GAUAUAUUUAUUUAGUUUCUUGGAACUGGGGUACCAUUACACUCUGCCUAUUCUUUAUCCCCUAUAUGAACUUCAAUAUUUGUUUAAAGCUUUAUACUAUUUAGAGGAAAAUGGAUGUACAAGAGAGUAAUCAAGAUCUUGAGUGUCCAUUGAUUGGAGAAACUGAAAAAGACUCUAAGAACAAGAAAAAUGAGAUUUUUGGAGAAGCAAAGAGGCUAUUGAUAUUAGCAGGGCCUCUUAUGUCAGUUAAUUUUUUACUUUAUUGCUUACAGGUGAUAUCUAUAAUGUUUGUUGGUCAUCUUGGAGAGUUAUCUCUUUCUGGUGCUUCUAUGGCUACUUCCUUUGCCUCUGUAACUGGUCUCAGCUUGUUGAUGGGAAUGGGAAGUGCAUUGGACACUUUAUGUGGGCAAUCAUAUGGAGCAAAGCAAUUUCAUAUGCUCGGUAUCCAUAUGCAAAGGGCAAUGCUUGUUCUUCUACUAUCCAGUGUUCCUUUGGCCUGCAUUUGGGCUAAUGCAGGACAUAGUCUUAUAUUAUUGGGACAAGAUCCGGAAAUAGCAGCCGAAGCAGGAAGUUAUUCUCGCUAUAUGAUUCCGACUAUUUUCGCCUAUGCGCUUCUCCAGUGUCAUAUUAGAUUUCUACAAGCCCAAAACAAUGUGGUCCCCAUGAUGUUCAGCGCCGGAAUCACUACUUUGCUGCAUAUAUUCACUUGCUGCAUUCUCGUCUUUAAAUCUGGUUUAGGCAACAAAGGUGCUGCUCUGGCUAAUGCAAUAUCCUACUGGAUUAAUCUCUUGUUGCUAGCUACAUAUGUCAGAAUAUCGCCUUCCUGCAAAAGCACUUGGACUGGAUUUUCGAAAGAGGCAUUCCGUGAUAAAUGGACAUAUAUGAGGCAUGCCAUUCCUUCAGCUGUUAUGCUCUGGUAG
This is a messenger RNA of Lycium ferocissimum, 920 nucleotides long. RefSeq names its product protein DETOXIFICATION 16-like. The transcript has 2 exons. The record is from RefSeq and is a predicted model, not a curated record. Gene Ontology annotation, molecular function: antiporter activity; xenobiotic transmembrane transporter activity. Gene Ontology annotation, cellular component: membrane. Lineage: Eukaryota; Viridiplantae; Streptophyta; Magnoliopsida; Solanales; Solanaceae. Gene Ontology annotation, biological process: transmembrane transport. The coding region runs from base 111 to 920 and encodes 269 amino acids.